GCCAUAGAGACUUCUGGGGCCCCUCUAGCUGGGGACCUGGGCAAGGGAGGUUUGGGAAGGGACUGGAGGACUGAGGGAGCCGUUCUGGAGAGCCGGCCCGAGGAGGUAGGGGUGGGCUGGCCAAGUCCUUAGGCUGUUACUUGGUGGACCUCGCCUGCCUUUUUUACUCCGGAGCCCGCUCCCUCCGCAUCCUGCUCUUCCCAUCAGGGCCCAGGUUUCCCGACAGCUUCCAGUUCCCCACCGCACUCGCCUCAAGCCCAUGACCUCGUGCCCCUGCCCGCCCCCCAGCUUUGGAGCUCAACCUCCAUUUCCCCUCCUUCCGUGCUUCGCUACCUCCUUUCUCUUCCGUACCCGGCGCCCGGCUUCUCCUUCCAUAAACCUGGAUCGCCAACAAGGUUGUCCUCCCCGUGCCUGCACCAUCCCCGCACCCAAACACAAAGAACCGCCCCCCCACCCCCACCCCACUGCCGCAUACAGUCCACCAACACACUACGUGCACAAAAGCCGACGGUGCGUUUUGCCCCUGUGUCGUCAAGGGCCAGAAGCAAGGAGACCACCCUCCCUUAGCCUGGGUUUAGACGGUCCGAAGUAUUUUCUGAACUCCCGUUCAAAAUGUCAGCUCUGUGGUUGAGGUUUCCAUCCAGGAGAGCACCCUGGUCUGCGCCUUUUCCAGCUGCAGGAAAGCAAAGUUGACGCUAAGAGAUACUACCAAAAAACACCUUGCUGCCCUUGGCUGAAAAGGACUACAGGAUGGAGAAAGGUUUUGAAAAAGCUUGCUUAAAGAUAGCUCAGUUUGGACUCUUUGGAGAAUCAUCAGUACAGGAAACCAAUUUACCUCCACUUGAACGAUUAGUAGGUUCCUAUGUUGACUAGUUGAGACAAAUAUAAGUAUGGCCUUCUACAAUUAUAAAACAGUCUUAGCUAUUGCCCGGACAAGAUUCCCUAGCUAUUUUGUCCAUCCUACCAGCUCUUACUCCCCAUCAUUUGCAUUUCUUCACUUGCCAGAUUCCCAUUUAAAUAGAACAUACAUCAAGAACUGUGUAAGCAAGAAGUACUCCUAUCCUAAUCAGUCAGGCAAUAAAGUACUUCACCUACGAGCUAGAAUAAUACAGAAGCUGCACACAUCAACUUGCUGGUUACAAGAGGUCCCUGGUAAACCUCAACUGCAGCAAACCCCAAAAAAGCCUCAGGCGACAAGCCCUCAGCCCGCAGAAGGAACUGGCACGAAGAUUAAGGAAGAAAAGCGAUCUUAUAGACAAAGAAUUAUGGAUGAACUUAAAUAUUAUUACAAUGGAUUCUACUUGCUGUGGAUUGACACCAAAGUUGCGGCCAGAAUGGUUUGGAGGUUGUUGCACGGACAGGUGCUGACCAGACGAGAGAGACGAAGGCUCUUGAGGACUUGUGCCGAUUUCUUCCGCCUGGUUCCAUUUAUGGUUUUCAUAAUUGUACCCUUCAUGGAAUUCUUAUUACCAGCAUUUCUGAAAUUCUUCCCAGAGAUGUUGCCAUCAACUUUUGAAAGUGAAUCCAAAAAGGAGGAAAAACAGAAAAAGAAAAUGGCUGCAAAGUUGGAACUAGCAAAAUUUCUUCAAGAAACGAUUACAGAAAUGGCCAGGAGGAACAGGGCCAAGCUGGGAGACGACUCCAUACAGUUCUCCUCCUAUGUCAAACAGGUCCAGACAGGCCACAAGCCCAGCACAAAGGAGAUAGUUCGAUUUUCCAAACUGUUUGAAGAUCAGCUAACCCUGGAGAGCCUAGAUCGACCUCAGCUGGUUGCCCUCUGCAAGCUUCUAGAGUUGCAGGCCUUUGGAACCAACAAUUUGCUCCGCUUUCAACUUCUGAUGAAACUAAAGUCUAUAAAAGCAGAUGAUGAAGUAAUUGCCAAAGAAGGGGUGAGCGCUCUGAGCGUGUCGGAACUACAAGCAGCCUGCAGGGCCCGGGGGAUGAGAUCCCUGGGUCUCACUGAGGAACAACUGAGACAGCAGCUCACAGAGUGGCAGGACCUCCACCUGAAGGAGAACGUCCCUCCUUCUCUGUUGCUUCUGUCACGAACCUUCUACCUGAUCGAUGUGAAGCCAAAGCCAAUCGAGAUACCACUAAGUGGGGAGUCUUCCAAAACAGAUAUUCCUGUGGAAUCACCUACUUCUCUUGGAUCUAAGGAGACGCUGGUGGAUUUAGCACCUCCACUGAAGGGAACUAAGGAUGAAGAAUUUAUACAGCUGCCGCCGGUUCCGUCAUCCCCCAUAACACCAUCGACACCUCUCCCGUUACCUAAGGGACCCAUCACUUCUGCUAAAGAAGCUACACUCCAGGCCGAAUCACAAAAGGCAACGCAGAACAGCAAGGCAAGUUCUAAAGGUGCAUAAGGACCAUGGGAGAUGAAGCUCUGUGGUCAGCUUCCUGCCCGCAGCGGUGGCAUCCAUGCAGGACCAUCCAGCUCAGACAGAUGCUGUGUCUGGUUUAAGCAGAGAUCAGCCGUGUCGUCCUUGGGGCAGUCCUUUGAGGCCUUGUAACCCUUCCAGAUGAUGUCAGCAGUGAGACCAACUUCAGACCAUUUAGAAAUAUAAUCUCAAAGCCACCUUCCUCUGUACCAUGACGUCAUCCCACUAAACUAUGUGAAGCCCCCUCCCCGUGUUAUUUUUGAACAGCUUCAUAUUCGUGUGCAUGUCCUUUAAGGGAGGACUUUUUUUGCAUAAUGUAAUCAGCUUGGCACCUUAGAUUCGAGUAAGAACUUGGAAACUCCAAAACCACCAGGAGACCACCUAACUUUUUCAGUGAUCCAUCAGUAAUAGUGCCCUGGAAACAAAGCACCUUAAUGGGAUGGAAUGGGCUUAUUCCCCAGUAAGGCCUUUCCGGAUAUGAAGAAGAAAAAGCUUUCUGGAGAAGAAAACAGGAGUUCAACAGACUGGCGAUCCACAAGGCCUGGCUGCUGCUCGGCUGCUCAGAGGGUCCCCCUCUGGGGCCCUCGGAACCUGCAGGAAUCUGGGAGGCCGCCACUAUUCCAGCACACGUGGCUUUCAUUAGCCACCAUUUUGCCAGGAAACAUAAUUACGGGUUUAAGACGUAACCAUUUGUCUGUGCUGGGUGUAUGCUUUUCUGGUGUGUGUGUCUUUCACAAACAAGACCAUUUGUUAGUCAUCAGGGUGGUUAAGAGUCUGACACGAUCCCUGAGCUACCCAGUAACGAGUAUUACGUUCAGAUACUUAUGUUUGGGGUUUUCGGGAUGGUCAGUUCUGAUAAAACUUAAUACCUUGCCGUGCAGCUGACCAAGAGCUUUCUUCCCUUGGGGAGUGCUUAGAAAGAAAGAGGUGUUUCGGUUUGUGGGGGAUGAGAUUGGUUUUCUUCACUCUCGGUGAAACUGAAAGCGGUUAGAUGGGAGUCAUUGAAACCCAGUGCAACUCCAGUCUUCCUGUCUGGGAUCACCUACGUGAGGACGGUCAUCAGUGCUUCCCAGCAAAGAUCUGUACUUUACAAUGCUUUCUAAGCUCCUCUCCAUCAGAGGGAAAGCCCCACCCUGGCCUGCUAACGCACUCCAGUUCCUCAAGAAUGAUGAAUCCCUACUACACAGCAUUCGCUUGGUCUCCCCAUUGGCCUAGCAAGAUGAUUCACAAUAAAUUCUCCCAUUUUUAAAACCAUGGGUGUUUAUUUUAAUUAGCUCACAUUUCAAGUGUUGAAUGUGGGCAAGGGAUUAGUUACUUAACUUGUUCAAUCCUGUUUUAGCUGAAUGAUUUAUAAGGACUGCUAGGCUGUUCUGCAGUUCUUUCUGGCUUUUCCUACAAGGCAGAGUAGGAAUGGUUAUGGCAAGGGGCCCCUGGUCAGUUCUGGCUCCAGCUGGCUGGCCUGCACCCUUUUUCCUACAUAUAGGCAUCUGAGACACUGAACAUACUCCUCUUCCCAUUCUUUGGAUCAUAGGUCAAAGAAGUCAGGAUGUUUCUUUGGUCUCAUCACCUAGAGUCCUUGGCUGUUGGGCUCUAUGGGAUUUUUACAUCUAGCCCCUGCUGAAACCGAACUAGCAGUGUUCUGGUAAAUAGUUACCAACCAACUCUGGUUGGGGCACAGUCCCGGCUUAUAGCAUUUGCCUUCAGGCUGCCAUCGAGAGAUCACUGAGGGAGUCAGGAAGAGGGGUGCCCCAUUAGCGCCAGCACGGUCAUUAAAUGGGUCACUUCUCUGCUCCAACACAAACAUCUGGGAGGCAGUGUCCUGUAUGUGGCCCUGAAGGCUUUUAGGUGCCAACCUGGAGGGACCUUGCCCCAGGCUGAAUCUUCCUCAACAGCUGGGUUCUUGCUGACCUUCCAUCCCCUUGGCUCUCCUCAGCUGAGAGUGGGGUGGGAGGCUAUGCCAGCGUGCUACAAAGCUUGCUCCUUCCCUGUAGAUGCCUAGGCUUUGCUGUGACAUCUGCAAAUCAUCCCACUGGGUGGGACUGCAGGCAGUUAAGGCCAGACCUCAGUGGUGCUGUCCGAUUUGGCCGGCAUCCCAUUCAGAGAGCAUUUUGCCCCAACACGGAGGUGUUGGUGGCACCUGAUAUUUACGGACCCACACCUGUGCCACAUGUAAUUCUGUCUUUCAGUUGUUACAGCACCAGUCACACUGGUGACAUCAAAUACACUGUCGUGUUGUCAAACCUAGGCUGAAGAUUUCCCAGUCACUACCAGUUAGCUCCCCGGAGGUCAGGUCAGACCUAGGGAACUUGGAAGCCAAGUGGCACAGCAGCCCCUACGUUGACUGAGAUCUUGGCCUGCUGGCUCCUCCCAGUGGAGACUGCCGGGCACAGCGGCUUCACCGUCAUGGAAACAGAUUUCUUGCUUCAUCUGAAGGUCAAUCUUCCUCACUUGAGGAUCAAUAUAGUACAUUAGUGGUGCCUAGGGACUGACGCUCUCCAGUCUACGGCAAUUAUAAAAGGUGGAAAGGCAGUAUUGAUUAAUGGCAUGAUGAUCCCAGGCCCUAAUCUUUGAACCCUGUGGAAACCAGACAGGUUCAGUGCCUCUGACGGCACGACGUCUUCAUUAGAUAGACUAGACUCCUUUCCUCAGGAGACCCGGUCUGGUUAUCUAAGUAAAAUGGCCAUUUCAUUUUCUCUCAGGUCGAUUUUACUAUCUUUUAUUUUAGACAGCCAGCUCUGUCUCUGGGGGAAUUUGUGGGUGAUUGGAGUGGUAACAGGAAGGACACUACAGUCUUAGUAACGGCGCUGUGUGUUCUCCAGCACCUUCCGUAAGGCAUGGAAAUCCUCCAUCCACUCACACAACACUGCUUCAAGGGAGGGCUGAGGCGAGAUGAUCGUAUUUUAGAAGGAAAGACACCACUCUAAGGUCUCCAAGCAAAUGAUUUUAAGAGCAGAAAUUCAUUUCCUGGCUCUGUUCACCAAGUUACGCCUUCUUUAAACACAAACUGUAAUAUGUUGACAAGACGCGUAUUUACAGAGAGACAUGAGGGUAGGAGAGAACUUUACAACAGUGGCCAACACCUCAGCUGCCCCCUAAAGAGCUAGCUCUCA
Messenger RNA from Neogale vison (American mink), 5488 nucleotides. RefSeq names its product leucine zipper and EF-hand containing transmembrane protein 2 (gene LETM2). Gene Ontology annotation, biological process: intracellular monoatomic cation homeostasis. Gene Ontology annotation, molecular function: ribosome binding. Gene Ontology annotation, cellular component: mitochondrial inner membrane. The record is from RefSeq and is a predicted model, not a curated record. The transcript has 12 exons. Lineage: Eukaryota; Metazoa; Chordata; Mammalia; Carnivora; Mustelidae. Bases 891 to 2363 code for a protein of 490 amino acids.